AUGAUUGACGGGCGGUUGUGUGUCACAGCGUCUCCAUGGCAACAGUUUUUAUUGGUCAACAAACAUUCUGUUCAGAAACAGAUUAUUGAACAUUCCAGACCUCUCCAUGGAAACAAAGAAUCCCCUCUAGGACUCAGAGUCUGUCACAGAGACCCUUUAUCAGCUCAAAGGUACAGGCCUCAGAGACCCUUUGUCAGCUCAAAGGUACAGGCCUCAGAGACCCUUUGUCAGCUCAAAGGUACAGGCCUCAGAGACCCUUUGUCAGCUCAAAGGUACAGGCCUCAGAGACCCUUUGUCAGCUCAAAGGUACAGGCCUCAGAGACCCUUUGUCUGAGGCAGCAGGAGCAGCAGAAGGUGAAGCAGCAGGAGCAUGAGGAGGUGCAGCAGGUGAAGCAGGAGGUGGUGAAGCAGCAGGAGCAGGAGGAGGGGAAGGAGCAGGUGAAGCAGCAGGAGGAGGUGAAGGAGCAGGAGGAGGUGAAGCUUCAGGAGAAGGUGGUUCCCGUGGACAGUCGGGGGGAGGCCCUUCUCUCCGCUCUGCACUGCCCCACACACUCACCCUCUCCCCAGGACAGAGGCAGCCAGCUCAGCCUCCUGGAGGAAGACGACCUGCUGCACUGCUCCACUGAGGACCUGAGCAAACGGUGGCGCGUGUCUCGAGCGGUGGAGCCGUCGUCGUCGUUCUCCAUCGCGGCGGCGCUGCCCGUGCCCUGCUACAGCUCUCUGAUGGAGGACAUGUCCAGCUCCUGCGUCCACAGCGAGGAGCCGUUCUGCCAGAGCCACUGCAGCUCUCUGCUCCUGGCCCAGCAGCUCACCCUCAUCGAGCAGGAGAUCUUCCAGCGCUGUCACCCGGUUCAUUUUCUGAACUCCAGGACUCAGGGCGUCACGGACCACGCCCUGAGCACAAACAAGAACGUGUGCUGCGCUGUGUGUCCAGCAGAGGGCAGUGGCGCUCUGUGCUCUGACCACAGCUCCCUGCAGGGGCUGCUCGUGCACUCUGAGCGCGUGUCUCAAUGGGUCUGCGCUGAGGUUCUGCUGUGCGACUCUGUCAAGGCCCAAGUGGCGUUGCUGACCAAGUAUCUGUGGAUCGGGAAGCACUGUUACGAGUCCCGCAACUUUGCCACCGCAAUGCAGAUCCUGAGAGGCCUGGAGAACGUGAUCGUCAGGCAAUUACCUGCCUGGAAGCACCUGCCCACCAAAGUGUGUGAAGUCCUGGAAGAGCUGAGGGCCGUGCAGGUGUUCUUGAAGAGUGACGACCUGUGUCUGAUGGGAGGAGAGCGGCUGAGGAGGAGGCCCACGCUGCCCUCGGCUCACAUCCUGGCCCUCCACGUCCAGCAGCUGGAGAUCGGAGCCUUCAAACUGACCACCGGAGCUUUCAAGUGGAACAAGCUCAGGAGGAUCGCCAAGGUGGUGAGCCAGGUGCAUGCCUUCCAAGAGGCCCUGUUCCCUUACAGUCCAGACCGGGACCUCCAGUCGUACCUGCGGGUCCGGAUCACCAGGACGGGCUCCGCAGACAUCCAGCAGCUGGCCUCGGGGAGCCAGGCCAAUUUCCAACAAACCACGGAACGCCAGGCUCGAAGGAUCCACGACACACUGCGAAGAGUCAAGGCCAGUUUCCAGUGA
Molecule: messenger RNA, 1620 nt
Organism: Knipowitschia caucasica
Lineage: Eukaryota; Metazoa; Chordata; Actinopteri; Gobiiformes; Gobiidae
Source: the annotation of a GenBank genome assembly